AGCACAGUAUAUACUCACAUGGCUGCGCAGCUUGUUUAGCUGCAAUAAAAUAAAAAAAUGAGCAAGUAAAUGUCGAGUAAAGAGUGACGAUAUACAGUGUAGUGAAUCAUCAAGCAUGUGAAUAAAGUGACGAUAAGCGUCGCCAUUGGCAAAGCGCUCGAAUCGCCUUUAUAAUAUGAGCGAUGAGCGGUUUGGAUAUCGAAGAGGCUAACCCUGCCUCUUAAAUUUAUAGCAAGAAUCGAAGUUGUGAAAUCCAAAAUGCCUCGUUGUUUAAUGGCUAAAAAGUGGAAGGCCUACCCGUGGCCCGAUCGUGUCGAUGACGAAGCGAUUCAAGUGCUGGAUUCACUUCCGGCUGCGUCACAGCAUCAAGACCUUAUAGUGCUAACAAUGCAAACGGAUGAUGAAGAAAUCGAUGUUGUCGGCGAUGCAGACCCGUCUAAGUCAAAUCAACAGCAGCAACAGCAACAGCAACCUUGCUGGGAGCCACACAGCCCCACGGCUGGCGCCACUGCACCUAGUCCUCCGCCACUUAAUGCUUCUGGGGCACUUUACUACCAUGGUUACACACAAGAGACGUGGUUAAAUCACGAGGAGCCGCCCAAGUACGUAACACUACGAUCGGCUGCCGAGCUCGCUCGAUCUACGCACUCGACAGCAGCUACAGGAGCGCCGAUAUCGCAAAAGCAACAAGAUGAUAAACACGAGUCACCCACAGAACAGCAAGUCUUACCACAUCGUAAAAGUCUUUCAAUGUGCUUCACCAGCAGUGGUACAGCUCUUUCGCUGCCACCAAAGAAAAAGGAUAUUUACAGACCUUAUAGUUUACCGCAAACUAAGGAGAUCCGAACCGCGGCGGAAGAAGACCUUACGGCGGCUCAGGCUAUCCUCGACCUCAGUGCUUCACCCGCAGCGCCUUCGCACUCAGUUUAUAUUCAUACAUUAUCGGGCCCACUGUUGCCUAAUACAGCUGCACCUCUACCGACGCCAGCACCACCACCACCACCACCACCACCACCACCGUCACUACCGCCACAACAAAAUUCCACAUCCAUCCCUGUUUCGGUCUUGGUGCCAAUUUCCAAAGUUCAAAAAUCUCAGUCGCAGCCUAGAUCGCCAGCAACAGCCGAGGCCCAGUCAUCGGUUGGCGCGGGUAAAAGCAAGACUAUCGCCUAUACAUACGAAGCUUUUUUUGUAUCGGACGGGCGCUCGAAACGCCGCGUCGGGCAGGCAGCAGCGUUGCCCGAUCGCGAAGCCGCCGCAGUCGUGUCUGUUCCGGUCCUAACGGCGCAAGCCGAAAGACCCAAGUUCACUUGCGCCGAAUGCGGCAAGCAGUACGCGACAUCGUCCAACUUGUCUCGGCACAAACAGACGCACCGCAGCCUGGACUCGCAGUCGGCGAAAAAGUGCAUCCACUGCGGCAAGGCGUACGUGAGCAUGCCGGCACUGGCGAUGCACGUGCUGACCCAUAAAUUAUCUCACAGUUGUGGCAUCUGCGGCAAGAUGUUCUCGCGGCCGUGGCUGCUGCAGGGCCACUUGCGCUCUCACACCGGUGAAAAGCCUUACGGUUGUGCUCACUGCGGCAAGGCCUUCGCCGACCGGUCUAAUCUACGCGCUCACAUGCAGACCCACUCGGCCGAUAAAAAUUACGAGUGCGGACGCUGUCACAAAAGCUUCGCCCUCAAAUCCUAUCUCAACAAGCACCUCGAGUCGGCCUGUCUGCGCGACGACGAUCCACCUGUCCAGCCAGAUUUACAGCAACUUCUAGUCAAUAGGGGCCUCUAGCCGAGCUCCACCGUAGUCAUUAAUUUAGCGACUAGUUAACUACUAAUUUGCGCUUAAGGUACUGUAGCGCAUCACACGCGGCGCAAAGUGCAAAUGUAUAUCGAUAGUUGACAGUCCUACCUUGAAUCCUGGAGCACAUACUCACGAGCGUUUACGUGCGUAUAAAGUAAAAACAGUUGGAUUGUGCAAUGCGCAAGACUUCUGAGGUAGAUUAAGUAGAAAAGUGCCAGUACCACGUAGAUACAACUUACGAAACGUCCAAUAAGUUUAAGCAAUAUACUUUCGCGCCAGAAAAGUUAAAUACGAUAAGCAACAUCGAGCAAUAAAUGCCCACGCUGUAAUCUAGUCAUUCUAGUCGAAAUUUAUUCGUUCAAAAACAUGAAAUGUUAAGAAAAUAUAUAUAUACAUAGAUGUAGAAGUAUUAAAAAAUAAAAUAUAUAUAUACACAUGCAGCAUUACGUUUGUAAUGGAUUAAGUAUAUUUAUAUCGUAUAAGCAUGAUAAAAACUUAAGUAAGUGAAAAUGAACUAUAGCAUAUAAUAAAGUAGGCGCGAGUAUGCCUGUAAAACGAAAUGAAAGAAUACAUCACGAGCCAAAGGCCAGGGUUGUAACAAGUUUCGCUAAAAAUUAUAUUCAUGAAAAUUGCUUACAAUAUUUUAGAGCACAAGAGCCUGUAAGUAGCAGCAAAAUUGGGUUCUUUUAACUUAGUGCUGCGAAAAUUAGACACCAUGCUGAGUUCUAGCCAAGUACUAAAGUAGAUGCUAUUGGUGAAGUUAACUUCAUUACAAUUUUUGCGACUUUUUUUGCAGAAUAUGAUAAGUUUGAAAAUAUGCCAUUUAUAAAUCGUACGAAAGCAUUACCAAAGCAGUCAAAAUUUAAAGCUACAUGUUUACAGUCAUCAGUGAUGAGAUGCAACUUAGUAAGAUGUAUCCAACAUCAUUCUGUUAAUAUAAUAGAUUAGUAUUGUAGUGCCUUAAUGGACGUAUAAGGCAUUGUGAAUUUCUGUAAAAUCCGCGUAGACAGCUAUAUUUAUAAUUCUUAGCGAAUAAAUAAUCAAAACUCUUGUGAUCCACUGUUGAACAUCAAUCUCAUAUUGAAAAAUUAGUGAUAUGAAUUCAAUUGUUUACCGUCGUAAAAUAUAAGGAAUUCAGAAAUUCAGUUAUACAUUUUUGUGCAUUAUAAAAUAAUGAUUGAGUUGCCAUUCAUCUAGAAAUGAUUAGUGAGUACGUGAAAAAUAGGAUUCAAAUACAUACGAACUAAAAAGCAAUGUUUCGACACAACGAAUUAACAAUAAUUAAUAGUUAUUGACCAAUAAUUAAUGGUAAAUUCUUGUCCCGAUAUAAAAAGAAUUUAAUAUUAUCACGUCAUUUAAUUAUAAUCACAUCUACAGUUAAAUAUUAAAUUCAUUAUAAUGCAUAAUGAAUCAUAAAUUUAGCAACAAUGAAAUAAUGCACCUGGAUAGAAAUCCACGGAUUUUUUCAACCAAAACAUCCAAUGUUAAAAUUUGACUAGCGUGAAAUGGAAUAUAAAAAUUUCCGUUAUUCUAAAUGCAUACUCAAAAUUGAUCUGAGCAGUGGACAGUGCGAUUAUGGUUUAGUUAUUAAUAACUUAUAACGCAGUAUGUACUCAUUCGUAUUAUCGUGGAAUAAUCGAAGUAAUUUUACGAUUUUUAUCGAUACAGCAAUUAGUAUGUGAAAAAUAUUCAUAAAUAUUUUCUAAUAUACAAAGAGACUGUAGAAGAAAUAAUUCAUGCAUACAUACUAGAAUAGCAGCAAGUGAAAUAUAUAUUAACCUUCAUAAGAUUUACUGAAAUAACGUAUUGGUAGUAACUAUUGUAUUUGAAAAAAUUUAGUUAUAAGUGCUUGUGCAAAAUCGGUCGACAACCCUUAAAAUAUGUAAAGGAGCGACUUUUUAUCGAACAAAAAAUGACUUUUAGUACAUGGUAUUAUCGUGUACUAACGCAUCACGUCCUAUAUUAAACAAAAAAUCUAAUUAACAUCGGCACAUAUAUAAGUUUUAUAAUUCUACAAGCAACGAAAAGAAUUUUUGAUAUUCAGGCCUUAAUAUUCUUCCUGCGCGUUUAUAUUAUAUGUUUCAAAUCACAUUGUGCCAGUUUUUAUAUCAUGUAAAUAUUAGAGUUGAAGCGUUAUGAAGUUGUUUAUUUAAAUUUAAAAGUAUGAAUAUGGCUCACAUUAAAUGGCAUUUUACUCGAAAAAGUUUGAAUUUACUGUUCUCUUAAAAAAGGGGGUCAUUGUUUAUUGAUAGAAAUAAGCAACUAAUAACAAAUACUUGUGUUAAUCAGGCAAGUAAAUCGCAGUUUAAAGCUCUUGCUCAAAAAAGUACAUGUUAGAGUUCAAAGUCUAAUUCAAGGCUGAAAAUGCUUGGUUAAUUAAAAUUACCUUUUUUUGCUACAAUACAUUUAUCAUGUGAAUGUUUUCCUCAAAUUAAAUUGAUAAUACAUUUUUUCUAAGAAAACUUGAAAUGAUUGCCUAAAGCUUGUCUUUAGUUUUAGGUAUCGAGUAGUCAACUUGAGCCAGACGAUUUUUUGAAUUGAACAUAUUACUUAUUAUGGCACUAAAUAUUUCGUAAACUCAGUAACCGAAUAAAAAACUAUUAAAUUAUAAAUGAAAAGAAGUCAAUGAUACAAUGUUAGGCUUUGAGAAAAUUAAUUUAUAAAUGAUGUUUACCUUGUGAUCGAUAAGUUAACAAUUUGUUGAGUGCAACGACAGAAGGUCAAUUGUUAAAUUAACAAAAUUCUCCGCAAAUACUUUCAAAUAAUUUAAGUGUAGUCAAAAUCCAAUCUUAAUUUCAUGGUCAAGUACAACUGCAAUGUCAAAGAUUUGCGAAUUUCCUAUUCUGUCGAUCGUCAAUUUGAUCUAGUCAACUUAAUGGGCUGUAUGUUAUUAUAUUUUGAUUAUUAUUUUUUCAUCAGUUUUAAUGAACUAAACAAUAACAUUCUAUAAUUUACGAUAAGACAACAGAAAAAUAGCAACAAAGUUUCAUGGUUUAAAUUAGAAAGCUGUAAAAUAAUCGAUCAUAAAACUUUGGCAUUUCGAUUGCUUUCUAUGCCAAAUUAUCUAGAUUAUUAAAGUUUCACAGGAAGUCAAAUUUUCUGAAAUUUCAAUAUUAUCCUAUUACAUGUUUGAUUGCGCCUGAGACAUUUAGGAAUAAAAUCUAAAUCGGCUGAUCAUAUAAUAAUUCUAUCUAAUUUUAUAUGGAAAUCAUCGAUUCGUAUACUUUACAAAUAUCAAGUUGGUCUGAUUUAAGUAAAAACUAUCGUGAAUCAUGUUAAUGCAACGAUUUCAUCAACGAGGAUUUUGUAUCUGUAAUAACAGAAUGAAAUAAUUUUAAAAACUGUAGUGAAAUAUUACUUAAUGUAAACUGUGACUUUUAUUUGUAUGCGAAUCAAAUAUUUAAAAAAUACAUAUAUCCUACUGAAGGAGGCUCCGUCAUUAAGAGUUUCUAGGCAAAAAACUAUUGAAACUGAUGGAUUUUAAUACUACACAUUAAAUGAUACAACCCUAAUGCGCAAAGAUCUUCCAAUAUCUUGAAAAAAGGAGUUAGAAGAUUGAAUGCUUAUAUAACGGGAACCGCCCAGAAGCGAAUUGUAUAUCAUGUUAAUCAGAUAUAUAUGACUUGUAAAAAAAUUUCUUUUCUGCAAAAAGUGUCCCAAAAAUCGGAAAAGCAUUUAUUUUCUUAAUAUUUUCUUAUUAAAUGAUACAACAACGAGCCUUUCUAUACAUUCGGGUAUGAGCAAAUGACAAGCAAUUUAACCUUGCCCAUGUUAUUUCUUAAACAUGCAUUUGACAAGCGGUAUAUAUAAAAAUGACGGAGUCUCCGUAAAUGUAAAAUAAAGAUUAAAAAUAACUGAAAAAAAUGAAGUGACUUUUGCUCUUUAAUGUUAUUAAAAGAGAGUGGUGAGAAUAUAAUGCUUUCAAAUAAAUUUUUCGUCCAAAGAAAUAAUACUUAAAUUCAAUUGCACGAAUUUUUAAUGCUAUGAGAUUGAAAAAAAUAUAUAGAAAACAGUAAGCAAUAAAAAAAGUUUGAAUACUCUAAAAUGCUUUUAAUGUAUAUUUUAUAAGCAUACUGACAUGAAAUAGAAACUUAUUAUAUUAUGGUUUAUUUAAGAUCGUAUUAAAAUAUUUAAUUGUAUGUCAUAAAACUUUCGACACAUACAAAAUUUAGAUGUACUAAAACAUUUAUAGGGUAAAUUUGAUAAUAAUGAAAUUAUAACAUCGACGUGGUGAAUAAAAUUCAUCGAAAAUCCUUUUUACUUUGUAGAAA
Molecule: messenger RNA, 6065 nt
Organism: Trichogramma pretiosum
Lineage: Eukaryota; Metazoa; Arthropoda; Insecta; Hymenoptera; Trichogrammatidae
Gene: scrt
Product: transcriptional repressor scratch 2
Exons: 2
Coding region: 259-1782 (507 amino acids)
Biological process (GO): regulation of transcription by RNA polymerase II
Molecular function (GO): DNA-binding transcription factor activity; RNA polymerase II cis-regulatory region sequence-specific DNA binding
Source: RefSeq, a predicted model, not a curated record